GGAUUGUCCACGUACACCAAACACUUAUCGGUGAAUAUCUGAAAUUCAAUCGUCUCAAAAUCGUACGUACAAAUCCCAAUUUUCUCAACCCAUCCCUUCAUAGUUAUGCCUAGUAGGAGAACUAACCGGCGGCCGGAGGAGGAGGAGGUGGAGAAGGAAGAGGACGACCGCCCUAGAGGGUUUGGCUUUAUUUUUUGCAUGGCUGCUGUAGGCUUUGCAUAUGUACUUAUACCAGCCAUCUUUUUCGGGAAACAUAUGGGGAACACUUUGUCGAAAUUUGUUCAUUCGGAACCUAUCCAACAUGAUGACAAGAUUGCCUUCGUAGAAUUUGUAGGGCUGGUCUUGAUAUCCGUUGUAAUGGGGGUUUUCUACUUUUUUCUUGCUGUUUUUCAUUCCAUUAGUCUCCUUAUAUUCUAUAGGGAGAAGAAUAUCAGACGAAUAUUGGACGAGGGACAAUCGUUGGUACAAGUCAAUGAAGGAAUAGACUUAAUACCAAAAGUCGUUUACAAGGAUGGGGAGUAGUGGAUGAUGACAGGCGUAUGUUUUGCAGUACAGGGGUUGAAACUGCUGAUCAUCUCUUCUUUGAGUGUGCUUACUCUGCUUAUUUUUGGACCAGAAUACAAGAAGCUUGCCUGAUAUACCGAUCCACAUAUGCUUGGCAGACUGAGAGUCAGUGGCUGAUUCAUCAUUUGAAGAGGAAUACAUUUAGUCUAGUUAUUAUGAAACUUGCUCUUGGAGCUGUGGUGUAUCAUCCUUGGAACGAAAAGAAACUCUCGAAUUUUCUGCAACAAAGUGAGGGAAGCAGAUAUACUCACUACAAGAAAAAAGGUCAUUAGUGACAACAUUUCUUUGUGACGACAAAAAGUCGUCACAAAAUAAGGUUGGUUAGUCACGACUUUGAAGGUUGUCACAAUUGACUCAAAGCAACUGGGUUUUCAGUGACAACCUUUAAUUGUCAUCACAAAACUACUUCGCGUCAUGGGACUUGGAAGGCGCGAGUUUUGCGAUAGUGACGACUUGAUAAAAGUUGUUAGUAAUUCUACCACUUUCUUUGACAACUUUUCAUUGUUGUCACUGUUUAUGUUUAUUGACGACCAAUUUUUGUCAGUAAAACUAUAGUGUAGUUAGUGACAACAUAAGUAUCAUCACUAACUUGAACAUCUCUAAUGCAUUUAUUUAAUUGUGAGCCUCAA
Molecule: messenger RNA, 1193 nt
Organism: Coffea arabica (coffee)
Lineage: Eukaryota; Viridiplantae; Streptophyta; Magnoliopsida; Gentianales; Rubiaceae
Source: RefSeq, a predicted model, not a curated record